CCAACAGGAAGUCAAACUUUUAAAUGAAGAUAAUAGAGUAUAUUGAGGAAGAUGAUAGGUACAAGUGCCUUUCCUGCAAGGUCCAUCUGGCUGCAACAAAUUGUGUUGUUUCUAAGGAGUUCAAAGGAAGCACAGGGACAGCUUAUCUUAUUGAAGACGUGAUAAAUACAUUUGAUGGAAGCACAGAGGAGAGGGAGCUAAUGUCCGGCCUCCAUGUUGUUUGUGACAUCUUUUGCGUGAAUUGCUGCAAUUAUGUAGGCUGGAGAUAUCUCAAAGCUUAUAAUGAGGACCAGAAGUACAAGGAAGGCAAGUUCAUCCUUGAGAGGGCCCUUAUUUGCAAGGCUUAGGCCCUAGCAUCCUUAGAUGGAUCAGAAGCAGGCUUACAGAUUAGGAAGCUUAUUCUUUUUACUAAAAUCUUUCACAAAUAUUUUAUAAUAA
This is a messenger RNA of Moneuplotes crassus, 438 nucleotides long. The record is from the annotation of a GenBank genome assembly. NCBI's taxonomy places the organism in Eukaryota, Ciliophora, Spirotrichea, Euplotida, Euplotidae.